UUCUACAAAUGUCCCGAAACAGUGGACUUAUUAUCGCGAUGAUGGUGCACAUGGUAAAGGAUAUCUAUCGAUUCUUUUUACUGUAUUCCGUGUUUUUACUGGGCUUUAGUGGGGCGUUUUACCUGCUACUGGGGGGAACUAGUGGCUACGAGACUUUUACCACCUCCUUUAUCACAGUCUAUCUCAUGCUGUAUGGUCAACUUACCUACGACAAUUUUAAGGAUGCCAAAGGAUACACCUGGUACACGAGCAACUUCUUGCUCCUCGUACAUCUGCUGAGUGCCGUUGUAGUGCUUCUCAAUAUUCUCAUCGCCAUGAUGGCCACGACGUAUGCCGAGGUGUGGGACGCAGCCGAGGCUGAGGCAUUACAGUCACACGCGCAAGCCAUCGUACGUUUGGAAAAGGCUCUUACGCCUAAAGUUCGUCGUGAAAAAUUCCUCGAACUACUUGCUGUAUCCAAACCAAAGGCUGGCACACGAAGUACUCGAGAACGGCAGUACACCGUUCAGAAAGAGGAAGAACCGCAAGAAGAUCUUUCAGUGAGUGCUCGAGAAGCCAGAAGACAAAAUAUUAUACUUGGAGUUGCCAAGAAAAUGAGGAAAAUAUCCAGCGUAAACAAAUCUUCUCAAGCUAGAAAUUCUCAGCAAAACCGCGUCGUACCAGUUGCAGAGUCAAGCGACGAAGUCGACCAACCCGGGCAAGAUUAUCCUCCAAAACUCAAGUAUAUCACACGGCAGGCUUCACGCUUCGCAGUCCAUGAACUAGCACAGGACGUGGUUGCUCUUAAUGCGGCCAUGAAGAAGCCUGUCUAUAGUGUUUUAGAAGACGGUGUGCGCUACGAAAUCCCUAAAAAGUCAACCCGAGGUCAAGGAAAGGAUGAAAUGCAGCAACAACUAACUCUAUCGCAACAAAUACGACAGCAGCAACAGCUUGUAGAUCUCCAGGCACAAGUGGAGCAACUUACCACUGCAAUGACGAACCUUCAAGCCUCGUUAUUAACCAAAAGAAUUCCAGGACCACCGAUACCAAAGUAUUGACAUGACGAUUUAUAAUUACGCGAUAUGUCUACAAAUUCUCCUACAGCUCAGCUACUUGUACUUUUCACUUGUGUUCCGUUGGUCG
Phytophthora nicotianae INRA-310 is the source of this 1122-nucleotide messenger RNA. RefSeq lists its product as hypothetical. NCBI's taxonomy places the organism in Eukaryota, Oomycota, Peronosporomycetes, Peronosporales, Peronosporaceae. The record is from RefSeq and is a predicted model, not a curated record. The coding region runs from base 9 to 1037 and encodes 342 amino acids. Gene Ontology annotation, molecular function: monoatomic ion channel activity. Gene Ontology annotation, biological process: calcium ion import across plasma membrane. The transcript has a single exon. Gene Ontology annotation, cellular component: membrane.